This is a messenger RNA of Chenopodium quinoa (quinoa), 3904 nucleotides long. Its product is annotated as FT-interacting protein 1-like. The transcript has a single exon. The coding region runs from base 1475 to 3757 and encodes 760 amino acids. The record is from RefSeq and is a predicted model, not a curated record. Lineage: Eukaryota; Viridiplantae; Streptophyta; Magnoliopsida; Caryophyllales; Amaranthaceae.
AAAAAAUGUUCUACCGCGGCGAGUCACCGUUACAUAACGGAUAACGCGGGGUGAAAGAUGUGAUUUUUGUCGCGGCGUUAUAUAACGGGGUUUUGCGGAACGGCAAAUCCAAAAUUCGUUACAUAACGGCCGCUAUAUAACAGAACGGCCGAGUUUUAAUUCCAUGCUUCUCGCAAAUCCUCCAACAUCAUUCACCGCCAUAAAUACAAUUAAAUUCAAAAUUCAAAUUUUUUCGUUUGCAAAAUUUUCGAAUAGAAAUUUCUAAACUAUUCAUGUGGGAUCAAGUGGGCCAACUUUUCCUAGCCAAUAUAAGCCUUGUCUAUGUGGGGUACACAUAGACAAUAGUCUAUGUGUACCCUUUUUGUAAUUUGUAGCUUCAUUGGGGUUGGGUGGUUUACACUUUCAUACCUCUUGCUUUAAGUUGCUGCUUUUGGACUUUUGGAAAAGAUUUGACAAUAUAACGACAAAUCAAACACUACACAUUGGCUUUUCAAAUAACUGAACCAAUAAUUCCAGACCUGUGAAGGAUCAACAUUUCCUAAAGGUGACCAAAAACGAAACUUCAAAUUAUGCACUCUUGUUAAAAUACACUCCACAUUUACUACUGCAUAUGACAUGGUGGAGAGGAAUUUGGAGGUCCCAAAUGAAGGGGAUAUGGCAAGAAGCAAGAACCAACCAACCUAAAAGGUGCUGAACCUUCCUUCUGAUAAUAUUUUUUACUAAUCAUUUUUCGCCUGCUACAAUUACAAGCCUACAACAAAUUAAUCUAAAAAUAAGAUUAUCAUCUCAAUACUUAAGUAAUAAGCUACAAUAUCUGAUUUCAUGCCUUAUUCUAAGCAAAAUAUAGGUAUUAAAUGAGAAAUACUUGACAAUGGUCAAUUUUAAUACCUCCACUACCAACAUCAUGCCCCACUGGGCCACCGGGUACUUUUAUUUAUAUUUAUUUUUGAUGGCCUAGGCACCACCACAUUAUAAAUUAGAGCAUCCCCAAUAAUCCAGACAAAAUAAGCCAUUAGUGGAUUAUAAGAAAGCAACUAAGUUUUUUAUUACUUCCAAUAAAGUGACCGUUGUAAAUUGAAUUUUUCUUUCACUUUAGUAAUUCUUGGUAAGAAUAGGUAUUGAUACCUCUAGAUCUGCAAAUUUACUCUUCCCCAUGUCAAUAGAUAAAUAAAUAAAAUAAAUAAUUUAUAACUAAAUAAAUAAAUCAUAAAAAUCAAACCACUUAAAACAAUGAGUUUAUUGUAGCUUUUUGAAUUGUGAUUGCUUGUUAGGUGAAAUCCUGGUCCACAAGCACAUUAAGGAAGAAUUGGCACGAGUUAAAAGGUCCAAUAUUAGUCUACACUUGCAAAAGCAGGAAACUUCUAGGGAGAUGACUUCCACUAAUGGUUCAUCUAUGGCCAGAAAGAUUAUCUGAGCUUGCUCAGUAAUCCAACUAAACUUCUAUGCAGUCUUCACUCCCCAACUAAUUUGAUCAAUGGAGUCAGCCACCAAAACACCGCAAGAAGCGUUUCUCCUUAAGGAAACCAGACCUCCAAUAGGUGCCACUAUGAAGUUGCCAGGAUAUGAAGGCAUAUGCUCUUACGACCUUGUUGAACAAAUGGAGUACAUAUUUGUUCAUGUUGUCAAGGCCGUCGAUUUGCCCACCAAAGAUGCAAGCAAUGGAAAUUCCAACCUUUAUGCGGAAGUGAAACUAGGAGACUAUAAAGCAACCACUAGACAUGUCAAGGAUGUCAAUCCCCAAUGGGACCAGGUUUUUGCUUUCUCAAAGGAUCAAGUUCGAGCCUCAAUUGCAGAAGUUGUGAUUAAGGAUAAGACUGCAUUGGGAGAUGAGUUCAUUGGAAAGUUACCUGCCUUUGACCUAAACCAAACUCCAAAAUGUAAUCGACAGAUUCACUUGGCCCCACAGUGGUAUAAGCUGGUUGGUAUAGAUGAGGAUGCUGCAAGAGGAGAACUGUUGUUGGGUAUUUGGAUGGGCACUCAAGCUGAUAAGAUUUUCCCCCAGGCUUGUCAUUCUGAUGCGGCGUCGAUUGCUGGUGAGUAUCUUCUUCCAAAGCUUUGGUAUGUUAGGGUUAAUGUCAUUGAAGCUCAAGAUCUGGUACUUAGUGAUAGCCACAGAUUACCAAAGUUGCAAGUGUUGGCAGUAAUAGGGAAUCAAACUUUUAGAACUACGACCAGCGCCUUUAAGGGCACAAACCCAAUGUGGAAUGAGGAUUUGCUAUUCAUAGCUGCUGAACCUUUUGAGGAACAUUUGGUUUUGACAGUAGAGGACAUAGGGGGAUUGGGUAGACAUGAAAUCCUUGGAAGGUGUAUGAUUCCAUUACAACAACAAGAGCGUAGGUUGGACCAAAGGCCAGUGGUGAGUAGGUGGUUUUCUCUUUCAAGGGCUGGCAUUGUUGACGAGUCUAGAAGACAGGGAAGAUUUAGUAGCAGAAUCCACUUAAGAAUUUGUUUGGAGGGUGGAUACCACGUCUUAAGUGAGGCAACAAAUUAUUGCUCUGAUCUUAAACCAACAGGAAAGCAGCUGUGGAGGGCACCAAUUGGAAUCUUGGAAGUGGGAGUUAUAAGUGCUCAUGGAUUAAUGCCAAUGAGAAAAAAGAAUAAUGGAGGAAGAACUGACGCUUAUUGCGUUGCUAAAUAUGGAACGAAAUGGGUUCGAACACGGACAAUUACAGACAGCUCUAAUCCAAAGUGGAAUGAACAGCAUCGUUGGGAGGUUUUUGAUCCAUUUACAGUCAUCACCAUUGCUGUGUUUGAUGAUUAUCACUUUCAUGAUUAUGGUGGGGAAAAUGACUCUGGCAUGGGCAAGGUCAGAAUUCGUGUUUCUACCCUUGAAUCUGGACAGAUUAACAGGCAUAGGUACCCACUACUAGUCCUGCAUUCCUCAGGGGUGGAGAUGAAAGGGGAAAUUGAACUGGUGGUAAGGUUCACUUGUACAUCAUGGAUUAACAUGUUGCAACUUUAUUCAAGACCUCUGCUCCCUAAAAUGCACUACAUUUACCCGUUGAGUGUACGGCAGCUUGACACCUUGAGAGACAUAGCCACUCAGAUAAUCUCAAACCGGCUUGGUAAGGCGGAACCGCCGUUAAGAAAAGAGAUUGUUGACUACAUGCUAGAUGUAGACUUGAAUAUUUGGAGUUUAAGAAAGAGCAUGGCAAAUUUCCUCAGAUUCAUGAAUUUUCUGAGAUGGUUUGAUCAGAUAUAUAAGUGGGAGAGGCCUUUUCUGACUAUUUUCUUCCACAUUCUUCUCACAACUCUUUUGCUCUACCCUAAGGCAUUGCCAUCCAUUAUCUUUUUCUCACUCUUCUUGAUUAGCAUCUGGAACUACAGAUGGCGGCGUGCUUGGCACCCACCUCAUAUGGACUCUCACUUGUCUCUUGGUGAUAUUGAUGACCCUGAUGAUCUUGAUGAGGAGUUUGAUACAUUCCCAACCUCCCAACCAUCUUAUAUUGUCAAAAUGAGAUAUGAUCGUCUCAGAAGUAAAGGGAGUAGGAUACAAGCUGAAUUAGAGGAGUGGGCUACUAUAGGUGAAAGGUUUCAGUCCCUAAUUACCUGGGCAGAUCCUAGAGCAACUCCAGUGUUUUUGCUUUUCUGUAUUUGUACCUCUGUACUAUUAUAUUUCAUAGAAUUCAGGAUAAUUGCAGCUAUACUCGGCUUUUACCUACUGAGACACCCAUGGCUCCGCAUCAUCAAGUUUCCUAAAUCACUAGUCAACUUCUUCACAAGGUUGCCUUCUAAGGACGACUUCAUGUAUUUGUAAACACUAACACAACUUUUUGCUUUGAUGAUAAAAAAGCAGUGAAUUCCAGUGAGAUGUAAAAGGUGCACUCGUCUGAUCUUUUGUUUAAAACAUACAACUGUAACCUCAUUUAUUCAAGAUUUCAAUGAAUUGUUAUACAACUUAGAA